Messenger RNA from Gastrolobium bilobum, 985 nucleotides. RefSeq names its product protein C2-DOMAIN ABA-RELATED 7-like. The coding region runs from base 121 to 633 and encodes 170 amino acids. The transcript is spliced from 3 exons. The record is from RefSeq and is a predicted model, not a curated record. Lineage: Eukaryota; Viridiplantae; Streptophyta; Magnoliopsida; Fabales; Fabaceae.
ACCAACACAUCAAAGUGUGUACUUUCUUUUUGUAGGUAACUACGUUAGUUACUUUUCUUCUCCAUCACCAUUCUUCGCGUGAUUUGUAAGCCACUCUGCAAUCACAAGGUUGGUUUUUCAAUGGAGAACAUUCUGGGUCUGAUCAAACUUCGUAUCAAAAGAGGCACUAAUCUCACAGCUCGCGAUUCUCGUACCAGUGACCCUUAUGUCUUUGUCACCAUGGGCGAACAGAAACUGAAAACUGGUGUUGUGAAAGAUAACUGUAAUCCUGAGUGGAAUGAAGAAUUGACACUUUAUGUUAGGGAUGUUAACAUUCCGGUACAUCUGGUGAUUUGUGACAAAGACACUUUCACUGUGGACGACCAAAUGGGAGAUGCAGAUAUAGAUAUAAAACCAUAUCUUCAGUGUGUGAAGAUGGGGUUGAACGAAGUCCCAGAUGGCCAUGUAAUCAAGAAGGUUCAACCAGACAGGACUAACUGCCUUGCUGAAGAGAGCAGCUGCAUAUGGAAAAAUGGAAAAAUCAUCCAAGAGAUGAAUUUAAGGUUGAGAAAUGUUAAGUCUGGCGAAGUAACUGUGGAAAUUGAGUGGAUUAAUGUUCCAGACUCCAAGGGCUUAUCAGAGGUUGAGUUUUAGGUGUAACUAGCUGCCCUUCUUAACUUCAUGCAGCACUACUUGUAUUAUAUUAUCAUAAGCAAAGGUUACUAUGUAUCUUCUCUUAUGGAGAGAAAACUAAAAGAAUGGAGACAAGAAUCCCUCCCUUAAUUUUAGCUCAUCAUCUUGAGAAUAUGACUACUAUAUGUUUAAAAAACUGCAUCAUUAUGUAUUUUCUAUUUUUUGUAUGGUUUGUCUUGAUUGAAAAAUAUAUUUUAAAUAUAUAUAUUAUGGAAUUAAAAUUUAUGUAUAAAAAUAAUAAAAUGAGUUUGUGUUUGUAUGGAUAGUUGAUUCUCUCAGUCUUUGCUCCAAAUCUUGUAAAGAGAAGACUUCA